AUGAGUAAUCAUCAAGCAGCCAUUGAUAUUGCCAUCUCAUAUUAUAGAUCAUUAGCACCAUUUAAGAACGAAAUAUAUAUUAUUGAAGACGUUUUGCUGUUAAAUAAUAGGCAAGGCGCAGUUAUAUUUAUUGCCACAAUCAAUAUCCUUUACUUUUUAUUUACAAAACUUCGACUCCCUACAUAUUCCAUUAUUGCUUUGUUUUCAAUUAUUUAUCUUGCAAGAUUUUACAUUUACAAAGGAAUUAGAAAUCUUUCGAAAAUGUUUCAAUCCAGAGACUACGAAGAGGCGGACGAUAUUAUUACAAUCCAUCAAAUAAGCAUAUUUGCUGGCGUCGGAUACAUUUUCUUUGGAAAAUUAAUUAAUUAUUUUGAAGAAAGUGUUCUCAACUUCAACCUUGUUACAGUCGCAUACGUUAUGUUUGCCCUUUACUCAUUAUUUAUCAUUACAUACUAUUUAGGCGACACUAUCUUCCUUUGGGUUCUUUUGCAUUGUUUAUUCUUAGUUCCUAUAAUGCUAUACUACAGAAUUGACUUUAAACUAUUCCAGUUCCCAUUUUCUGUUGAAAGAGAGAUUUCGAUUGCAAUUCUUAAAUACGUCGAACAGAAAGAAAAGGAAGAAAAAGAGCAACAAGAAUUAAAAGAGAAAGAACAAAAGGAGCAGGAGCAGAAAGAAAAAGAACAAAAAGAACGUGAGCAAAAAGAAAAAGAAGAAAGAGAGCAAAAAGAGAAAGAACAAAAGGAACAAGAGCAAAGAGAGAAAGAACAGAAAGAAAAAGAACUUAAAGAGAACGAACAAAAAGAACAAGAACAUAUCGAGCAAAAUACGGAACAUAAAGAACAAACUAUUGAUCAAAAAGAACAAAAUGAGCAUGGUCAUGAGCCAAAAAUUCAAACACAAUCUAAUGAACCAAAUACACAACACGUUCAAGAAGAAAUUAAAGGUCAACAUCCAGAAUCCAGCCAUUUACAUAGCGAAACUAAGUAA
Molecule: messenger RNA, 987 nt
Organism: Trichomonas vaginalis G3
Lineage: Eukaryota; Parabasalia; Trichomonadida; Trichomonadidae
Exons: 1
Coding region: 1-987 (328 amino acids)
Biological process (GO): ribosomal large subunit assembly
Cellular component (GO): preribosome, large subunit precursor
Molecular function (GO): rRNA binding
Source: RefSeq, a predicted model, not a curated record